CCACAAAACAUUGGAAUUUGAUUUAGCGUUGUUUUAAAAUUAUAAAUAUCUCUUAGAUCUAAAAAUCAAAUGUGUGAGGCUGUGUUUUGUGCCUCCAGAUCUACGAAAGGAGGCCUAAAAGCUCCUGAAUUGUCUUUUCAUAGGUUUCCUACAUGUCCUGAAGUUAGAAAUGCUUGGCUCAGGGCAAUAAGAAGAGAAAACUGGGAGCCAAAAAUCCAUGCCCGACUAUGCUCCAAGCAUUUUGAGCCAUCCUGUUAUGUAUCUGGUUUAAAAAUAAAAAGGCUAAAAUCGGACGCAGUACCGACCAUAUUCGAAGAUUAUCCGAAAUAUUAUCAACCAGUUGUGAAAAAAAGAAAACUAAAUCGAGCGCAGGCAUCAUGUAAUGUCAAACCUGAAAUGAGUCAAACCUUUGAAGAGGUAGAGCCAAGUAGAAACAGAGAACUAACUGUUAUAGAAGAUGGGAGGACGCUGGCAGAUAAAAGACUUUUAGAAACUAUGGAGAAAGUUCAAGCCACAUCUGAUCGGAGAUUAAAAAAAAUUAAAAUAUUAAGAGAAAGUAGAAGAAGAGCAUUGAAAAAAAUUGCUUCUCUUAAAAAUAUAAUCAAGGAUUUAAAAAACACAUGUACACUUGCACAAGCACACACACACAUUCGUACAUACAAAAUCUUUGUUAAGGAUUCAGUACCUACAUAAGAAAAUAUUAUGUUAAAACUUUAAAAGAUUAUUCAUACUAGCGAGUGCUCGUAGCUUUUGACAAAAUUAUUAAAUUUUUAAGUUUA
Molecule: messenger RNA, 779 nt
Organism: Maniola jurtina (meadow brown)
Lineage: Eukaryota; Metazoa; Arthropoda; Insecta; Lepidoptera; Nymphalidae
Product: THAP domain-containing protein 2-like
Exons: 3
Coding region: 70-693 (207 amino acids)
Source: RefSeq, a predicted model, not a curated record